Molecule: messenger RNA, 1299 nt
Organism: Neodiprion virginianus
Lineage: Eukaryota; Metazoa; Arthropoda; Insecta; Hymenoptera; Diprionidae
Product: salivary glue protein Sgs-3-like
Exons: 6
Coding region: 1-1299 (432 amino acids)
Source: RefSeq, a predicted model, not a curated record
AUGAACACAAUCAAACACGCACUCACAUCACCACCCACACUCGCAUGCCCAGACUACACACAAACAUUCACACUACAAACAGACGCUAGCGGAACAGGGAUAGGUGCCGUACUAACACAAUCUCUCGAUGACGAAGAGCAUGUCAUAGCCUACGCUAGCCGUGCGCUAAGCGAGGCAGAACGCCGACUUGCACGAUGGGCAUUAGAACUAUUAGAAUACGACUUUGACAUUACACACCGAAAAGGUACAAUGCACGACGUACCAGACGCACUUUCAAGACGACACGAAGACGAAGAACACAUAGACACAAUAGAAGACACGACAGACAAAUGGUACACAUACAAGAAAACACAAUUAGAGAACGACGACGAAAUAGAAUUACAAGACACAGACAGAUGGACAGACCACUUGAGACGACUACAAAUACUUAGAGACGAAGUACAGAGGCACUUAAUAGAAGCAAACGAAAAACAAGCACACUACUACAACCUACGAAGACGAGACAUUCAAUUCAAGGAAGGAGACAGAGUACUGAAAAAGAACCAUACACUCUCAUCCGGACCAGAACGAACGACAGCAAAGUUAAAAAGACAACAUGGAAAACCAGCAACCACACCACAAAAUACCGGCCCUGAUGACACUGCGACUGACGAGACCGACGACAACGACAACACAAACAGAGAGAACAACACUACUACAAACACCAGGACAGGCCCCACACCCACACAGAUACGGACGCGACGGCACACACCAAACAGAGACCCGACGAACCCUACUACCGACACCCACUACAUACAUACAGGACCACCCCCCGAAAUAAUAGCCAUAAUUGCCAACUUACAAUCGACAAGCACCCUGGAAGACGAACUACGAGCCGAAAGAGACAGAUAUAUGACCAGACGGGCACUCCAACGCACAAACACUGACGAAACAGAAGCCAGCACCUCAACACGCCAACCACACACCACACAUCAAACAGCACCACACAAAACACAACCCCCAAACACACCAGACACUGACAGCGACACAGAUUCCACCACCUCCACCACAGAGACAGUUAUACACAUAGAAACCACACACACAAGCACGCCACAGACACAAACGACGGACAACGACACAGACAGUGACACCGACACCACCUCACUCACGGACACAACGGAGGCCAAAGAAACAGAACACAACCCAAAAAGAGAGAGGAGAAGGGAGAAGCAACCACGAGCCACGAGGAACAAAGAACAACGCAAAAACUCACCAAGACCCACACCGACGAGAGCCACCGAACCAAAACCAAAAACUUGA